Molecule: messenger RNA, 321 nt
Organism: Rangifer tarandus platyrhynchus (Svalbard reindeer)
Lineage: Eukaryota; Metazoa; Chordata; Mammalia; Artiodactyla; Cervidae
Source: the annotation of a GenBank genome assembly
AUGGCGGGUGAGAGGCUGAAUCUCCAGAAGACAGGGAACGGCAAACAAACGGUGGUCGUGAAGAGGCUGAGUGACUGGUUCAAGGGCCAGACUCGUUCAGUUGCUAAGUCGUGUCCGACUCUUUGCGCCCCCGUGGACCACAACACACGAGGGUUCCCUGUCCUGCGCUAUCUCCCAGUUUGCUCAAAUUCAUGUCUGUCAGUAAUGCUACCUAACCAUCUCAUUCUCUGCCACCCUCUUCUCCUUUUGCCUUCAAUCUUUCCCAGCAUCAGGGUCUUUUCCAGUGAGUCGGAAGGACUCAUUGGAAGGACUGAUGCUUAA